CUCCUUAUUUGGUGACGAACUAAAACAACUUGUUUAUGAAUCUUAUUUAUUUAUAAAACUUGACCAUGUGUCUAUUUAUAAUCGGUGUAGUUUGCAAAGUAUUUAAAGGGCCGCCCGAUGAAUUAACAUUCAAACUUGUGAACGUGCAUUACAAGAAACUUGUAGCGGAAAAUUAAUACGGGUGCUGCAUAUUUAAGGACCGAUUUACACUUGAUACUGAAACUUCAAAUAAGUUCAUCGACAUGUCAACAAAAUACGACGAAGAUAUCGCCGGCGUCGUCAUCGACAACGGAAGUGGAAUGUGCAAGGCGGGUUUCGCCGGCGACGACGCUCCCCGCGCCGUAUUUCCGGCGAUCACAGGUCGCCCUCGUUACGACAUCGUGAUGGCGGGAAUGGGGGUCAAGGACACAUACAUCGGCGACGAAGCGCAGAGCAAACGCGGAAUCCUGUCGCUGCGAUAUCCGGUGGAGCACGGUGUCGUCACGAACUGGGACGAUAUGGAGAAAAUCUGGCACCACACGUUUUAUAACGAACUGCGAGUGGCGCCCGAAGACCAACCAGUUCUGCUCACGGAGGCGCCAUUGAAUCCUAAAGCUAAUCGUGAAAAGAUGACACAGAUCAUGUUCGAGACGUUCAACACACCGGCCUUUUACGUGUCAAUUCAAGCCGUCCUGUCUUUGUACGCUUCCGGCCGCACGACAGGCAUCGUAUUCGAUUCUGGUGACGGCGUGUCCCACGUUGUGCCGAUCUACGAGGGGUACGCUCUGCCGCACGCCAUAGAGCGGCUGAACCUGGCUGGAAGGGAUCUUACGGAAUAUCUGACAAGGAUCCUUAGUGAACGAGGAUACAACUUUAAAUCCUCAUCGGAAAAGGAAAUCGUCCGAGACAUUAAGGAGAAACUGUGUUACGCAGCCUUGGACUUCGAGCAAGAAAUGGAAGUCGCUGCAAAAUCAUCCACUGUUGAAAAAAGCUACGAAAUGCCAGACGGACAAGUGAUCACAAUUGGAAACGAGCGCUUCCGGUGCGUGGAGACGAUGUUCCAGCCAUCCUUCAUCGGAAUGGAGAACUGUGGAGUUCACGAGGUUCUCUAUAAUUCCGUCAUGAAAAGCGACAUUGACAUCCGGAAGGAUCUGUGGAGCAAUGUGGUUAUGUCUGGUGGGUCGACGAUGUUUCCUGGCAUCGCAGACCGGAUGAAGAAGGAGCUAGACAACAUGGUUCCGAGCGGCAUGAAGGUGAAAGUCAUCGCGCCUCCGGAGCGGAAAUAUUCGGUGUGGAUCGGCGGCUCAAUCCUGUCCUCGUUGUCAACAUUCAGCCAGAUGUGGAUCUCCAAGCAGGAGUACGACGAGUGCGGACCGGGUAUCGUUCACCGGAAGUGCUUUUAAGUUCUAAAGAUAGAGUUUUACAAUAAACCAAGGACUGAAUAAUAUUUAUAGAAGGCAGUUUCAGUUGAAACACCGGAAUGUUAUUUUUCAAAAUAUUCGGAUAUGCACUCCGGGCACUGUAUACAACAAGGAUUGAUUGUUUAUCGUUCUGAACUGGUUUUUCAUAAUUGUACAGAUGACAAUGUAUUUUAUUUUCUCAUGGUAUUUUUUGUAAAAUUGCCUUUCAUGUAUAUAAAUGUUGUUUUUAAUGUUGGGUUUUCAUUAUAUUAUAUAAAUCAUAUCCAUGUUACACUAUUGAAUAUAAUUGUUGCAUUUUAGGAUGUUAUUAGAGUUAUUCAUUUUAAAGGACGCACGUAUAUUGUGAGAGCUAAUUUAUACAUAUGUUUGAGUUUUCU
This is a messenger RNA of Dreissena polymorpha, 1777 nucleotides long. RefSeq names its product actin, clone 302-like. Bases 243 to 1382 code for a protein of 379 amino acids. The transcript is spliced from 2 exons. Lineage: Eukaryota; Metazoa; Mollusca; Bivalvia; Myida; Dreissenidae. The record is from RefSeq and is a predicted model, not a curated record.